This is a messenger RNA of Phragmites australis (common reed), 1920 nucleotides long. RefSeq names its product UDP-glucose 4-epimerase 2. The record is from RefSeq and is a predicted model, not a curated record. Gene Ontology annotation, cellular component: cytosol. NCBI's taxonomy places the organism in Eukaryota, Viridiplantae, Streptophyta, Magnoliopsida, Poales, Poaceae. The coding region runs from base 196 to 1434 and encodes 412 amino acids. Gene Ontology annotation, biological process: galactose metabolic process; rRNA processing. Gene Ontology annotation, molecular function: UDP-glucose 4-epimerase activity; RNA binding. The transcript has 9 exons.
UCGUCACCUUCCCCUUGGCUCCCACUCCCACCAUUCCGAAGCUUCCACGCCUCGCCUCUCCACGCUCCCGACCAGAUCCGCGCGGUGCGAGGAGGGUUGACUUCCUCCAGGCCCGCGCGCUCUGGUCGAGCAGGAGGGGAGGUGGGUAGCGGGGAGAGGUAGCUUCGGCAGAGAGGGAGGGAGACGCUAGCUGCGAUGGCGGUGGAGAAGACGGUGCCGGGGGCGGGGGCGGGGGCGGCGGGGAGGACGGUGCUGGUGACGGGCGGUGCGGGGUACAUCGGCAGCCACGCCGUGCUGCAGCUCCUGCUUGCGGGCUUCCGCGCCGUCGUCGUCGACAACCUCAACAACUCAUCCGAGCUCGCCGUCCGCCGCGUCGCCACGCUCGCCGGAGACCACUCCCGCAACCUCUCCUUCCACAAGGUUGAUCUCCGUGACAAGGGAGCACUGGAAAUGGUUUUUGCUUCAACAAGAUUUGAUGCUGUUGUCCACUUUGCUGGACUUAAAGCUGUGGGUGAAAGUGUGCAGAAGCCAUUGCUUUAUUAUGACAACAACGUCGUUGGCACGAUAAAUCUUCUAGAAGUGAUGUCUGCUCAUGGUUGCAAGAAGUUGGUGUUCUCAUCAUCAGCUGCCGUUUAUGGAUCACCCAAGAACUCACCCUGCACAGAAGAGUUUCCUCUGACUCCAAACAAUCCAUAUGGCAAAACCAAGCUUGUUGUUGAGGAUAUUUGCCGUGAUAUCUACUGUGCGGAUCCUGAAUGGAAGAUCAUAUUACUUAGGUACUUCAAUCCGGUUGGUGCUCAUCCCAGUGGAUACCUUGGUGAAGAUCCAUGUGGAAUUCCCAACAAUCUUAUGCCCUAUGUUCAGCAAGUUGCUGUUGGUAGGAGGCCAGCUCUGACAGUUUUAGGAAAUGACUAUGCAACAAGAGAUGGGACUGGGAUCCGAGAUUACAUCCAUGUGGUUGACCUUGCUGAUGGACAUAUUGCUGCAUUGCAGAAGCUUUUUGAGAACUCUAGCAUAGGGUGCGAAGCAUACAACCUCGGAACUGGAAGAGGUACAUCAGUGUUGGAAAUCGUUACAGCAUUCGAGAAGGCUUCUGGGAAGAAAAUUCCGCUGAUUAUCGGCCCAAGACGCCCUGGUGAUGCAGAGAUUCUGUUCUCAUCAACUGCUAAAGCAGAGAGGGAGCUUAACUGGAAAGCAAAAUAUGGCAUCGAAGAAAUGUGUCGUGACCAGUGGAACUGGGCUAGCAAGAACCCUUAUGGGUAUGGAUCACCUGACUCCACCAAGCAGAACGGCCACCACACAAAUGGAUCAGUUGACUCUUUCAAGCAGAACGGCCACUGUGCGUAUGGAUCAGCUAACUCCACCAAACAGAACGGUCACCAUGGGUAUGGAUCAUCUGACUCCAAGCAGAAUGGCAACAGCCACCUGCACUAAGCAGAAUGUUUGACCUGUGGGCUCCCUGUAUAUGUGUUGUAUCACGAAGCCACCACCGGCCGAGAUUUAUGUGGAUCAAUGGGUUGGCAGGUCAUAGAGUAUAGACAUCGAUUGAGCUUGCAAGAUUUUAUCAUUGGCAGAAGAUUUCCACUUGUGGUCAAACCUAUCUCCUACAUUGUGUUUAUCUUUUUCUUCAAAUUUGCUGUAGGAACUUAGCCGUAGUCUAUCAGCUGAUUUGAUUCUUUCACUGCUAAUUGAGCUGCAAUGUGCUUCAUGAAGCUUUGGUCUGUUCCCAUAUACAGAAGAAUGCAGCGAUGUAGAUUUAUUUAUUUGUAUAUGUAAUAUCUAGCCUCAGCAGAUAUUUGUAUAUUCACUACCACACAACUAGCAUCAGCAGAUGAAAGUUGGGCUUGUGCCUUUUUUGGGACAAGGACGUUCUGUGUUCUCUAAUCAGCAAUCAAGAAUAUUGAGAGGCAGAUGUUCAAA